Molecule: messenger RNA, 1090 nt
Organism: Ochotona princeps (American pika)
Lineage: Eukaryota; Metazoa; Chordata; Mammalia; Lagomorpha; Ochotonidae
Gene: SNRPB
Product: small nuclear ribonucleoprotein polypeptides B and B1
Exons: 7
Coding region: 109-804 (231 amino acids)
Biological process (GO): mRNA splicing, via spliceosome
Cellular component (GO): cytoplasm; catalytic step 2 spliceosome; U4/U6 x U5 tri-snRNP complex
Molecular function (GO): RNA binding
Source: RefSeq, a predicted model, not a curated record
CUGAAGGCCGCACUUCCGCCAGCAACGGCGGGAACCGGGUUGGAACCGGGCGUCUAGGCCUCCGUGGAAGUGAAUCCUGCGCGAAUCGGAGCCAUCUGAACCGCCACCAUGACGGUGGGCAAGAGCAGCAAGAUGCUGCAACACAUCGACUACAGGAUGAGGUGCAUCCUGCAGGACGGCCGCAUCUUCAUCGGCACCUUCAAGGCUUUUGACAAGCACAUGAAUCUGAUCCUCUGCGACUGUGAUGAGUUCCGCAAGAUCAAGCCGAAGAACUCCAAACAAGCUGAAAGGGAAGAGAAGCGGGUCCUAGGUCUGGUGCUGCUGCGAGGAGAGAACCUGGUCUCCAUGACAGUGGAGGGGCCUCCUCCCAAGGAUACUGGCAUUGCCCGAGUACCCCUUGCUGGAGCUGCAGGGGGCCCAGGGAUUGGCAGGGCAGCUGGCCGAGGAAUCCCAGCUGGCGUUCCCAUGCCUCAGGCGCCUGCAGGACUUGCCGGCCCAGUUCGUGGGGUUGGUGGGCCAUCUCAGCAGGUGAUGACUCCUCAAGGAAGAGGCACAGUCGCAGCAGCAGCCGCAGCUGCAACAGCCAGCAUUGCAGGAGCUCCAACCCAGUACCCGCCGGGCCGUGCUGGGCCUCCCCCACCUAUGGGCCGAGGGGCACCUCCUCCAGGCAUGAUGGGCCCACCUCCUGGUAUGAGGCCUCCUAUGGGUCCCCCAAUGGGAAUUCCCCCUGGACGAGGCACUCCGAUGGGCAUGCCCCCUCCAGGGAUGCGGCCCCCUCCUCCAGGGAUGCGAGGCCUUCUUUGAUCCUUGGCCACAGAGUUAUGGAAGUAGAUCCACAGAAGCGUGGGCCCGAUUCCUCAGGGCCGUGUUACCGCAGACCUGUUUGUUUGUUAUGCUGUUGUUCGCGGAGUCUCACCGGAUUGUCUGGUUUCCCUUACAGGGCCCCCUCCCCCGGGAAUGCACCCACCAAGGCCCUAGACUCAUCUUGGCCUUCCUCAGCUUCCUGCUUGUUUCCUGUAAGGCUGUAUAUAGUCCUUUUAUUUCCUUGUGGCCUAUGAAACUGGUUUAUAAUAAACUCCUAGUAAACGCA